This is a messenger RNA of Nematostella vectensis (starlet sea anemone), 3262 nucleotides long. RefSeq names its product adhesion G-protein coupled receptor D1. Gene Ontology annotation, molecular function: G protein-coupled receptor activity. Gene Ontology annotation, cellular component: membrane. Gene Ontology annotation, biological process: adenylate cyclase-activating G protein-coupled receptor signaling pathway; cell surface receptor signaling pathway. The transcript has 19 exons. NCBI's taxonomy places the organism in Eukaryota, Metazoa, Cnidaria, Anthozoa, Actiniaria, Edwardsiidae. The record is from RefSeq and is a predicted model, not a curated record. Bases 810 to 2870 code for a protein of 686 amino acids.
CGUGUCAUACUCAAGGGUCAGAUUUCUCUCAAUUUGAAAGAAUACAGUUAAUCAAUCAAAAAGUGCCAUUCUACUUAAACUUGGAUCUCUUGAAAGCGCCUACAUCUCAUUUAGUUAAGAAGUUAGUUGUAACUGAGAAUUUUUAAUAGAUAUCUAUUUGACAUGACAAAUAGCCAUCAAGACAAAUGAGAUUCUAUAUUCAAGAAUGACUCUCCAAUUUAUAAUUCAAUAGCCAAUCGGAAAAAGCUUCUACGAAAACCUGGAACAGAAUCCAUCAACUCGAAAGGUUAAUGGAAACUCAAAGCGGAAAACACUUCUUGCUAAUUGUUUAUAUUUAUCGAGAAUCUCGCAAAGUUACGGUACACUUUGGUCAUGACUACCGGAAGGGACGGAUGUCUUUCGCAUGUUCGCCACCUGCUGCCUGUGGACUUUUCUAGUGGAGACAAACUGGCGUAGAGCGUUAAUUGAAAACUUAUUCUCAUGAGUAUCACACAGCCGUGAAGAUAACAAGAAAAAGGUGCGAGAAGUCGCUGCCGGCAGUAAAAGACGCUCGCAUUUGAAGCUGACUUUACAAGGAUCAUGAAAGCUGUAUGUGCCUUUUUGUUAAGCUGUUUUUUAACGAUUACCGCUUCAGAAAUUGACCAAGGACGAAAAAAUUGCGAAGGAAAAUCGAACUGAGCUCAAUUUAAUGGGAAAUUGGAGUGUUCUAGAGCUCGAACUAGUUAUAUGACAGAAUUUACUUGGCAGAACAUUACUGCGAUAUUGUCUUCCGAUUCCUCGGUUGUUAUGAUAUCAACGCCCCACAAGUAAUGAGCCAUGACUACGAGUGGCUGCCGAAUGUGUCCAUGCCCCCUCUGGAAAACCUGACUUUUGAGGACUGGCGCAAGUCUCAGCCGGGUUUCGCGUGUUCCUGCGCGGGAGAAAGCAACACGAUUGGCUACUCGUACUUUGCCCUGCAGAAUCCUUAUGCCUGUUAUGCCGGGCCUGCCCUUGGGUUUACAGAGAAUGUACACAAUACUUCCCUUGUGGAGUGUUUCUCGACCCAUGAAAACAGUACAAUUUGUUCCGAGGAAGACACACUAUGCGUUGGAGGACGAUCCACUGUCGCCGUUUAUAAAAUAUCGGACAAAUCAGAACUCCAGUCUGCCAAAGAAGAAUGCAAACAGAUUCUUGUUCAAACCACGAGUAAACUCGAGGGAAGUGUAAGAGCUUUGGAGCAGCUGUUUGGAGAGAUUGUCGAAGUCAAAGAUGCCGCAAGCGUCGUUCGUCUGAUCAAGGAAAUCAUGAAACUUUUUAAGAGAAAGGAAGUGUAUCAAAACUUUUACGUGUUCAAGAAAUACCAGGAGAAGUUCAUCACCGCUCUUAGUACACUGAUUGAGGGUGAAUACAAGGCAAUAUGGAGGGGAAUGAUGCAGAACCUGAUAACUGCUGUUGAGGAACUUCCAACAUUACUGCUCCGUUCAAUGCAAAGCGCCUCAUCUACCACCAAGCUGUACAAUUUUGAUCAGGGAAAUAUACGAAUGACGGCACGCCAAGAACUACUCACAAAUAAUUCCAAGCUUCCCUUGGAAUUCAAGAGCAAUUCAGCGAUGUCAGCAAAAAGUUUAAUAAUACUGGAAUCUCCUUUCACGGAGCAAAAAUCCUCGAGCGAACCAAUUGUCCUAGGUGUUUCUGCUAUUAUGUACAAUAAUAUCAGCGAACUUCUUCCAGUAGAAUUCAAACGGAAUAGCAAAGCUGACAUGUCCAUGUACGCUGAAUCGCCCGCGCAAGUUGUAUCGCCUGUUGUGACGAUUGUAGUCCAGCUUAAUAACAGUCAUAUAAAAGAUAUCAAUGGCACCUUUGAGCUAGCCCAUGCGAACGCGAAGCAGCGAUUCUCCCAAAGUGAUAACCUGGAACACUCCUUUUAUUGCGUCUACUGGCAGAAAAACGAGAGCUUGUCUACCAAUGGGGCUUGGUCUACUUAUGGGAUACGCUUGAUUGACAGUCACCACGGUAACACCACCCUCUGCCAUACGAAUCACCUUACUAGCUUUGCAAUACUCAUGCAGACAAAAAAUGUCAAGAUUUCCUCCGAAGACGAAAGGGCGUUGGAAAUCAUCACCUACGUCGGAUGCUCUAUCUCGCUGGUCUGUUUGGCAAUAACAAUAAUAUCAAUGCCUUUCUUAAGAUUAACUUCAACUCUCCGCUAUAAGAUUCACAUGCAGUUGUGCAUAUCUUUGGCCGUGUCCCAGGCUGCCUUCCUACUUGGGAUAGCUGCUAUUCGAUACAAGGUAGCAUGUAUGAUAACGGCGAUGAGCCUGCACUACUUCUACACAGCAGCAUUCUCGUGGAUGUUUCUGGAAGGAUUUCACCUGUAUAUGAAGAUCGUGAUCGCUUAUGAGAAAAAAGCCAUCAAGCAGCUGUACUAUUUCUGCUUCGGCUGGGGUUUUCCAUUUAUCAUAGUGGGGAUUUCUUCAGCAGUAAAUAGCGAAGGAUAUGGUACCGAAGCCGGAUGCUGGUUGUCCCUUGAACGAGGUUUUCGCUGGGUCUUUAUAGGCCCUGUAUUGAUAAUAUUAGCAAUAAAUCUUUGCAUCAUGAUUAAAGUUCUUCAUAUUAUGAUGGUUCUUCAAAAUGACCCAUUGAAAAAGAAAAAGAACAGUCGCUUAAGUUCAUUAGCGAAAGGCCUAGCGGUUCUGCUACCUCUACUGGGGCUCACGUGGCUCUUUGGUGUUCUGUGUGUAAACUCGCAAACCAUCGUCUUCCAGUACAUUUUUGCAGUACUCAACUCUCUUCAGGGUGCCUUUAUAUUUCUUCUCAACUACGCUGGCAAUAGAGAGGUUCGAAGUAGUUUUCGACAGUCACUUCAAAGAUCACAGAUGUCUACUGUUUGAGACGAAAUACAUAAUAUACACGGAGGCCAGCAACUUCGGGCGACCUGGAGAAGUGACAGCAAUAAUUGCGAAGAAUUAGUGUAGACGAAUCACCGAUAGACAUAGCGUGAGCUAGAGUCCUAUUACCAUGAGAGGUUUACAUACAACAAUACAACAUAAUAUACAUACAAAAAGCUAUCAAUUGCUGCAAGAAAAAGAGUUGCUGAAACAUUUAAAAACAGGGGACUAUUCUGAUGUAUAUGCGCUUUAUGACCAUCAAAACAAUGUAAUGAGUUAAAACUCGCACUUUUUUGGGUUUGGAGGACAGUAAAGGUAGUCCUCUAUAGUUUAUGGAUUAAAUAACACGAUAGAAAUCUAAACUGUUCCGUUUAAAAUAAACAUAUUUACAACAA